UGUGUGUGUGUGUGUGUGUGUGUGUGUGCGCGCGCGCGCGCGCAUGCAUACGUCAGUGGAACGCCCCUAUAAACCGUGAACCAUACGCCGGUGUGUGUUCGCGGGGGUGUCGGUGUGUACGCACGCGCCGGCGAGUGUGUGCGCGUCGGGGGCCCGAAGGGAGGGGCGCUGGAUGGAGACAUUGGAACCCGGAUGCUGAUGCUGAUGCUGAUGCUGCUGCUCGCGCCGGGUGACGAGACGGAGGAGGGCAGAGGGAAGGCGCUGCUGCCGACAGGGAGACAGGAAGUGUCGCGCACGCGGACGCCGGCGGCUCCCCUGCGGACAUUCAUUUGACAGCAUGUCUGGCAAGGAGCCGUCGGGGUCUCCGUCGGCCCAGUACGUCGGGCCGUUCCGACUGGAGAAGACGCUGGGAAAAGGACAGACAGGCCUGGUGAAACUAGGCGUGCACUGCGUCACCGGGCAGAAGGUGGCCAUCAAGAUGGUGAACAGGGAGAAGCUGUCCGAGUCCGUGCUCAUGAAGGUGGAGAGGGAGAUCGCCAUUCUGAAGCUCAUCGAACAUCCUCAUGUGCUCAAGCUGUACGACGUCUACGAGAACAACAGACACCUGUACCUCGUGCUGGAACACGUGUCGGGAGGGGAGCUCUUCGACUACCUGGUGAAGAAGGGACGCCUCACGCCCAAGGAGGCCCGCAAGUUCUUCCGGCAGAUCAUCUCUGCGCUGGACUUCUGCCACAGCCACGCCAUCUGUCACCGGGACCUGAAGCCGGAGAACUUGCUGCUGGACGAGAAGAACAACAUCCGGAUCGCAGACUUCGGCAUGGCCUCGCUGCAGGUGGGGGACAGGCUGCUUGAGACGAGCUGCGGAUCCCCGCACUACGCGUGUCCGGAGGUGAUCAGGGGUGAGAAGUACGAUGGCAGGAGGGCCGACGUCUGGAGCUGCGGGGUGAUCCUCUUCGCCCUGCUGGUGGGAGCGCUGCCCUUCGACCACGACAACCUGCGGCAGCUCCUGGAGAAGGUCAAGAGCGGUGUGUUCCACAUGCCACACUUCAUCCCGCCCGACUGCCAGGCGUUGCUGCGAGGGAUGAUCGAGGUGAACCCCGAUAAGCGGCUCACGAAGCCAUACAGAAGCAUCCCUGGUAUCUGGGGGGUCGCAACGAGCCGUGUCCCGAGCAGCCCCCCCCUCGGCGCGUCUCCCUCAAGCGCAUCCUGUCCCUCACCGAGCUGGACCCCGACGUGCUGGACAGCAUGUACUCGCUGGGGUGCUUCCGUGACCGCGUCAAGCUCGCGCGAGACCUGCAGCGUGAGGAGUGAGUCGGCUCAGUGUUCGGUGUCCCGUUGUCCCGGUGUCCCGGUGUCUCAGUGUCCCAGCGUUGAGCGUGCCGGUAUCAAGCUGCUCCGCGUUCCCGCGGCUCGUCUCGCUGUCCCCCUCAGAGACAACCAGGAGAAGAUGAUCUACUACCUCCUGCUGGACCGGAAGGAGAGAUACCCGAGCUGCGAGGACGAGGACCUCCCGCCCCAAAACGACAUCGACCCCCCCCGGAAGCGCGUGGACUCCCCCAUGCUGUCGCGCCACGGUCGCUGCCGCCCCGAGAGGAAGAGCCUGGAGGUGCUGAGCGUGACGGAGCAGGGCUCCCCGACAGCACCGCGCCGCGCACUGGGCAGCGCGCCGCACAGCCAGCGGUCCCGCUCGGUCAGUGGCGCCUCCACCGGACUGUCGUCCAGCCCGCUGAGCAGCCCCAGGUCGGACGCCAGUGGAAGUGUCGCUCGGCGACUCGGCGACUGGCUCCCGUGGCCUUCGCCGCACGGCACCGGUGUUUCGCCCGGCUCGGACGGGUGGCGUCAAGGCGCGUCACGUCCGCUGGAGUCCACCGGAGUCCACCGGAGCGCGGUGCGUCCGCACUCGUUAUUUGCCCCUAACUCCUGGCUCUCAUUGUCAUUCCUCCUCUCAUCCUCCUCCUCCCCUCCUCCUCCUCCUCCAUGCGUCUCGCUCCAUCAGAGCCCGGUUUUCACUUUCAGCCAAUCAGAAGUGACCGCUGCUCAGACUAAGGACCCCAAACCGAGACGUGCCACCUCCCCCAGGGCUGCCCAGUGCGCGCCCGACCAAAAAACCCAAACCCUGCCCUCAAAGGCCGCCUGCGAUCGCCCUCCCCUGCAGUCCAUGAAGUCCCUCCCGCUGCAGGCGCCCCGCCCGCCGCCGCCGCCCCCGCCCCCCCACUCGCCCUCGCCCAUCCCCCGCUUCUUCUUCUUCCCCGCCCCCUCCGUGCUCAAGCCCGCGUCGGCAGCAGCGCGUCCUAACUCUGGCCGUGCUAACACUGUGCCGCAGGUCACUGCGCAGGGCUCUCCGCUCCCCACCCCGCUCUGCACCCCCGUGCACCACCCCCAGCACCCCCCGCCUCCCCUCACCCCGCCCUCCUCCUCCUCCACGUCUUCGCGGGCCGACGCAGGUGGGGCGGGCGGCGGCUCGCUCUCCCUUACCCCGCCCUCCAGUCCCGGAGGCGGCGGGGGUGUGGCCGCCGGCAGCUCCGCCCACUGGAGGACCCGGCUCAACUCCUUCAAGAACAACCUGCUGGGCUCGCCGCGCUUCCACCGGCGCAAACUGCAGGUGCCGACGUCGGAGGACGCGUCCAGCUUGACUCCGGAGUCCAGCCCAGAGCUCGCCAAGAAGUCGUGGUUCGGCAACUUCAUCGGCCUGGAGAAGGAGGAGCAGAUCUUCGUCGUGAUCCGGGACAAGCCGCUGAGCUCCAUCAAGGCCGACAUCGUCCACGCCUUCCUGUCUGUGGGUCUCUCGUUGAGCCGUCGGCUGACCUUUGUCUCCUUCCUUGGUCUGGUCCCGAGGAGCCCGUGUCCUCAGUGUGUCUCCGUCAGUUGUGUGACAGCGCCUCCCGCCGGCAUGUUUCACUCAGUGUUGCGCCCUCACCCGACCCCGGUGCCACCUCUGUGCUGUACUGACCUGUCCAACCCUCUGCCUCUGUUCCAGAUCCCCUCCCUCAGUCACAGUGUCGUCUCGCAGACCAGUUUCAGGGCCGAGUACAAGGCGGCGGGGGGGCCCUCGGUCUUCCAAAAGCCCGUCAAGUUCCACGUGGACAUCGCCUUCUCGGAGGGGGAGAGGGAGAGGGAGAGAGCAGAGAGGCAGGGCAGGAGGCACACGGGCAUCUACAGCGUGAUGUUCACCCUCAUAUCCGGUCCCAGCCGCAGGUUCAAGCGAGUGGUGGAGACGAUUCAGGCCCAGCUCCUCAGCACUCACGACCAGCCCUCUGUACAGGCGCUCGCCGACGAGAAGAACGGACAGCUGUCCCGCAGGACCCCCGGCACCCCCGCCCGGCAGAACUCGCGGCGCUCCGAGGGAGGGGGAGACGCGAGCGGUGCCGGCGGCGGGGGCGCCGUCCCGCAGCGCCGAGCGUCUGGCAGAGACAAGGGCCGACUGCUGUCCUCCAACGGCAGCCGGUCCCAGCCCUGAGGAGGAGGUGCAGUGCGCCGCCCCGGUGGCCGAGGGCCUGCACUGCAGCCCAGCCAAGAGCCCCGACAGGAUGAACAAAAACGGCAAACUGAUUCCCUGCUAAAGAUGCCGGGGACGCACGUCACCGUCAUGUUGGUGGACUGUCCUCACUGGCGAGACGGUGGACAGCGCCAACCCCCUCCCUCUGCGCAGUGCAUAUGGUUCUCAGUGCGGCGCUCACGUUACAGGCGCACGUGGAGUUAACCGUGGUACAAAAGGUGGACUUGCAAUGCAGCGAACAGGUGUCGUUGCGACUGCGAGGAGGUUACGGUUACCGUGGAGCGAGAUGGGUUUGACACGUGUGUUUCAGGAGAAGCAGCGGGUCAAAGAUCACCAGCCGGCUGAUCGGGGGGUCGGAGCCCAUGCGGGCUGUGCGUUUUGGUGCAGAGGUGUGCGGUUAGAGACAUCCGCUUCGCUGUCCUAGACCACCGUGGUGAACCCUGCGGUCAAAGUGUACGCCAUCCACCGAGACGCUCCACGUGGACCUGUUAACGUGAGCCGACGGCACAGAGAGGGACGGCGACGCGGGGAGGAAGGACAGCGGGGUGGGGAAGCUGCGGAUUCCUCUGGUAAAACUGAGCACAAUUACGUGUCCAAAAAACGAAUUCAGAAAGUUCCUUUGAUUUAUGUAUUCGUUUAAUUUACUUGAAUUGAGAGCAUUUUAUUCUGGGGAGCUGGACGUGGCAUCGACAGCGUCCCAGUGACUGGGACGGACACACGAAACGGGGGACUUGAGCCGAGCUCCUCUGCGGCGUGGAAGAGGCCGGCGAAGCGCGGUGCUGCAGACGGGCCGUCCUUCGGCCACGGUCCCUUCGCCACUUGUCUACCUUGCACGAGGAUGUCCGCGGAAGCACAUCUGGAAGUAUCGGACGAAACGAGGCUGUCGGGACAUUGUGGGAAGCGGACAGCGUGGAGGAGGACGCCCUCCAUUUGCUCCCGUCGGACCGCUCUUUCUGAAGGCGUCCCGUACGCGAGGAGCCCUCGCGCUCAGCAUCUGACGUGAGCCUUGCAGAUGGACAAACCUGCAGUACGUUGUCCUGCAUGGAGCACUCACACACACACACACACACACACACACACACACACACACACACACACACACACCCCUGUCCAGCCUGAAACAGUGAACUACCGCAGCGCAGCAUUGGGCAGUGGGACAGCACUGCACCGUGUCCCCGAUGUCCUCAGUUUCACUUUUUUUUGAGCAUUUUACGCGUCCCAUCGGGCUCACGGCGCUCUUACACACAUAACCGUCGCCGCACCUAGGCCGUGUGCUGCGGAACACACCCCAGCAGCCUGACCGUGGUAAAAAGAUGGGCGUGUAGAGCGGUAAAAUACACUGCUCAGCUGGGAGGGCGCUGAGGGACGCCCUGCACGGAGGAAGCUAAAACUGCACCCUACGCAUGCGUGUUUCAGCUGUGAUGUUAAAAAGACCCCCAGACUUUCUGUCCCAUUACCCAGCGGCCCCCACAAAAUACACCUGCAUCUUCGCUGUCCUCUGUCCCAGCGAGCCUCACUGCGGUCGCUUUCUUUAUGACCCUAUCGUGACUGACUGUUACAGUAAUUCGUGCGGUAACUGCAGUCAGCCCCCCCCACGAUGGAAAAUGUCUCAUCGGAGACGGAUGAUGAGCACAAGAGUAAGAUGAGUGUUACGGGGACAGGGUGCCGUGUACCGCAGUUACUGUGACAGUUACUAUGGUUGCCCUGUAAAGAGAGAACCCGGAACUCCGGGCAGCGGUACCACACGGUUAUUAGUACGGUUCUAAUAAUAAACUUUGAAAACUGCCGCAAGACUCUGCUCUUCCUGUGCUUUGCUCACUUUCCACGUCUUACUGCUGUGCUUCUGAGGACACGAUCGCUGUUUUCUGGACACCCUGCUGUCCGUCGUGUCCAGAGUGCCAGUGACAUUCGUCCACCCAGCUGACACUUUUCUCCAAAGCCGCUGACCACAGUAAGGUGCCUACGCUUAUUUACCCAUGUGAAGAGUGGGCUCGUUUUUACUCCUCCCUCGCCGAAGGUCAGUAGAGCAGUAGGUGGGAUUCAAACCCAAUCCAAAGGGAGUAGCAGAUCCGACCGCUGCGAGACCGAAGGCGACGAGAAUGAAACGUUUUACACGGACGUGCGUGCAUUCGUUUCGGAGGCUUUUCCCCAAAGCGACGAACAUCUCAUAGAAAAUACCACGUGUU
Messenger RNA from Scleropages formosus (Asian bonytongue), 5682 nucleotides. Its product is annotated as serine/threonine-protein kinase BRSK2-like. NCBI's taxonomy places the organism in Eukaryota, Metazoa, Chordata, Actinopteri, Osteoglossiformes, Osteoglossidae. Gene Ontology annotation, molecular function: ATP binding; protein serine/threonine kinase activity. The record is from RefSeq and is a predicted model, not a curated record. The transcript is spliced from 18 exons. Gene Ontology annotation, biological process: intracellular signal transduction; protein phosphorylation. Gene Ontology annotation, cellular component: cytoplasm. Bases 338 to 3457 code for a protein of 1039 amino acids.